Molecule: messenger RNA, 1289 nt
Organism: Helianthus annuus (common sunflower)
Lineage: Eukaryota; Viridiplantae; Streptophyta; Magnoliopsida; Asterales; Asteraceae
Product: truncated transcription factor CAULIFLOWER A
Exons: 7
Coding region: 213-1058 (281 amino acids)
Biological process (GO): positive regulation of transcription by RNA polymerase II
Cellular component (GO): nucleus
Molecular function (GO): RNA polymerase II cis-regulatory region sequence-specific DNA binding; protein dimerization activity; DNA-binding transcription factor activity, RNA polymerase II-specific
Source: RefSeq, a predicted model, not a curated record
UGACCAAAAGUUGAGACAUAACUCUUUUGGCAUCUAGGUUAAUAUUAUUGUGUAUGUAUCAUGUUUAUAUAACAAGUUCAUCCCCUUUUUGCUGAAACAUAGAAGCAAUUGGUGAAAGAAGCAACACCCAACCCACCCAUACAUAUCAUAAAUCAUUCACUUCUAGAAAGAAACAACAACAGAUUCACAACUUUCCUUUUCUUGCCAAGAGUAUGGGUAGAGGGAAGGUACAACUAAGGAGGAUAGAGAACAAGAUAAACAGGCAGGUAACUUUCUCAAAGAGGAGAGGUGGCUUAUUGAAGAAAGCCCAUGAGAUUUCAGUUCUUUGUGAUGCUGAAGUUGCCUUAAUUGUCUUCUCCAACAAAGGAAAACUAUUUGAGUUUUCUACUGACUCUUGCAUGGAGAGCAUCUUGGAGCGAUAUGAGAGAUAUUGUUACUCCGAAAGACAACUAGUCGCAACAGAUGCUACUCCGAGAAGCUGGACCCUAGAAUACAACAAACUUAAAUCUAGGGCUGAGCUAUUACAAAGAAAUCACAGGCACUAUAUGGGUGAAGAUAUCGAGUCACUGAGCUUGAAAGAAAUCCAAAAUUUGGAGCAACAGCUUGAUACUGGACUUAAGAAUAUUCGUGCAAGAAAAGUACGAAAGCAUGCGCGCCUAGAGUAUUUAAUUAAUUUGUUACAAAUAGUAGUUUUAAAUCAUAGAUUAACUAGAAGUUUUGUCUUGCAGAACCAACUCCUGCAUGAAUCAAUCAAUGAGCUCCAGAAAAAGGGAAAGGCCAUACAGGAGCAGAACACUACUUUGACAAAGCAACUCAAGGAGAAGGAGAAAGACAAGACCAUACCGCAAAACACUCAAUGGGAACAACAUAACUAUGUGGACCAUGAUACAACCUUCUUCUUGCCACAGCCACAUCCCGCUCUCAACAUCGGAGGAGAUUACAACCAAGCUACUACUUCUGCUGCUAGUGGUGGUGAAGGAGCUGAUGGAAGGACCAGCCAGCUGGACCUCAGUCUGCAGCCAAUAUAUUCGCACCACCUAAGGUGCUUUCCGUCGUAAAAUGAUCUCAUGAGUCGUGACCUGCCAAUGCAUUAAUGAUUAUGAAUAAUGGUUUUGUUAAUGACAUAUUAACGAAGAAAGAACAAUAUUGAACCAUCAGCAAUCAAGUGAUCUAUGUACGAUAAAAUGGGAUCAACAUAAACACGUUGGAUGUUGAUUUAUUAUGUGCUGUGUGACUAUUUAUGGCUAUGUCUUUUGUUACUGAACCUAAUGCAUAUUGGGUUUGGCUAA